AUGGACUUCUAUAACCGCGAACGACCGGGAGUGAUACGGCAACCUGGGAGGAUGACGGCCAUCAAGACCAUGAAACGACCACGACAGAGCAAGCCGUCCGCAACAUACUCCGUCGACCCCGUGGAGCUGUCUCGCCGACUUUCGCUGGUGCUCGAGGAGCAACAGAGGACUGCGGAACGCCGGAGGCGCGCAAGCCUGAAUCCUGACUUUGCGUCAGGAUAUCAGCAGCAAGAUGGCAUCGCAGCUUUCAGGGCAGCGGAUUCGUCCGUGAGCACAGGGCUUCGUCGUCCAGAAGCCAAAAUCGACACCCACAAGAGGAAAUCGUCCCAAAAACCGUCUUUAGGGGACGCGGCAAAGGAGGGCACCCAACCCAGUCAUCCAUAUGUACCUCGUGAGGCUGCUUUACAGUUCUCCGUCACAACAACGGCCAUCAGCAUGAGGGAAGGCACCGGAACUAGCGGGCUUGUCCGCAGGCUAUCCAGGAGUGCACUCAGACUCCAUCUCAGCAGAGACGAGCAGCAGAAAGCUUCCAGCGGGCGAAAAUCGGAAUCAAGUCAAGUGCACGGUGGUCGCAUAGCCGAAGAGGAGGCAGAGGGUGGCACCAGCGAUCAGCAAGAAGAAAACAAGCGCGGCAGCAAAGGUCUUCAUCCGGAAAGGAAGUCCGAGGAACCUAAUGUCCGCGACUCGCAAGUCGUAUCGGACUCCCUAGAUCACCACAGCAGCAACACGCCGCCACCACCUCUGGUCAAGCCACUGCACAUCUCUAUCGCGAACGAGCAUCGUGUAGAUUGGACGCAGAGUGACGAAGUCAAAAAGACCAAGCUGUCGCCCCUCUUAAGACGGCCGGUAUCCACCUGGACGUUGCGAGGUCGACUGGUUGGCAAGGAAAAGGGGUCAUUCCCCAACGAAGUUGGCCCAGAAUCACCCGAGUCGAAGUCGCCCAAGUAUGGAUUCUUCGCUAGAUUCAGGCGUUAG
This is a messenger RNA of Pyricularia grisea, 975 nucleotides long. RefSeq lists its product as uncharacterized. The record is from RefSeq and is a predicted model, not a curated record. The transcript has a single exon. Bases 1 to 975 code for a protein of 324 amino acids. Lineage: Eukaryota; Fungi; Ascomycota; Sordariomycetes; Magnaporthales; Pyriculariaceae.